Cylicostephanus goldi is the source of this 1050-nucleotide messenger RNA. The record is from the annotation of a GenBank genome assembly. NCBI's taxonomy places the organism in Eukaryota, Metazoa, Nematoda, Chromadorea, Rhabditida, Strongylidae.
AUGUUCCUUACAGGUUCGGCGAAGAUCAAAUAUAAUUCUAUCGACAAUGCCAAAACUCUUAAAUGGGAUGAUUUAGUAAUGGAGCUAGCGAAAAAGUGCAAGAAUGAGGCCGUUUUGAGCAAUAUACGUGACGAGCUGCAUGGGCUUAUCCAAGGAAAAGACUCAGUAGGAGAGUUUGCACGAAAGGUAUUAGCGAAGGCUAAGGUAGCAUAUCAAGGGCAGGAUAAGCGCAUUAUAUCACAACUUGCCAUAGAUGUUUUCAUUAAAGGGUUACGAGCAGACAUUAGGAAAGCUAUAAGGCGACUGCCCAAGAAAGACGAUUAUGAGGAAGUAGUCUCUAGCGCGGAGAAAGAAGCACGAAUUCUUGACCAGGAGCGAGCUGAAGAUCGUGAUGCUAUGAGGGCUAUAAAUUCCCUCAUAGUCAAUGACAAACUUGAAAAAAUCCAAGACCAGCUCAAUAAUCUAUCAUUAGAGCGUUCCCGAAAUACUAGAUCUAAUUUCGGGACAACCAAUCGCGGAAACUUCGCCGCUCGCGGUCGAGGAAGAGGACAAAGGCGCCCUGGUCCGUCUUUUGGACCAAGAGGAAGUUUUCGAGGGAGUUUUCCCCCUCGGGGAAGUUUUCCACGAGGGAACCCGUGGAAUCCGUGGAUGACUCCCCGGAACUACUAUCCUCCCCCUCCGGGUUAUUAUCAACCACCGCAAUAUGACCAUCCAGGGCUGACCCAACCAGUCCCAGACUCUGGGAUCUAUCAACCGUCAAAUACCAAUUCCGCGGCGUACCCUCCGCGAGCUAUUGCUCAGCCGAGGAAGCCGCAAAAUAUUUUGCCUCUUCCGCCGUUUUGCGUGCUAUGCCUUCUUCUGCCUACGAUCACUUCGGCAUAUCAAAUAUGCGGAACAUCGCAAUUCGUGCAGUCUCUUCUUUUGCCAAAAGCCAUCCCCUGCCUUUCCUCCCCUGGCGAACCAAUGAUUACAACAAAUGUUCAGCUGUUUGGAAUUAAGAAUGACCCUUUGCAACUCUCAGGAGUCAAGUGUUAUCGGGACGUUAUUAAA